Messenger RNA from Apodemus sylvaticus (European woodmouse), 7438 nucleotides. RefSeq names its product PHD finger protein 21A (gene Phf21a). The transcript has 21 exons. Lineage: Eukaryota; Metazoa; Chordata; Mammalia; Rodentia; Muridae. Bases 1125 to 3251 code for a protein of 708 amino acids. The record is from RefSeq and is a predicted model, not a curated record. Gene Ontology annotation, molecular function: chromatin binding. Gene Ontology annotation, cellular component: histone deacetylase complex. Gene Ontology annotation, biological process: negative regulation of transcription by RNA polymerase II.
UGUGUGUGAGUGAGUGUGUGUUGGUGCAUUUGUCUUGGGUGGCCGGAGCAGCGUUGGGGAAAUUCCGCUUAUUCUUCUGCAACUUGUUAUUCCGAGGAGUCCGCCUGCACCCCUCACCCCGGGGCGGCCCUCCCGCCGUCGCCGCCGGCCGGCCGCCCGCCCCGGGACCCCGCGCGGGCCCGGGACUCACAGGCCCCUCGGAGAGGGGCCGCGGCCGCCCCUCCCCCCCGGGCCGCGGGGGGAGGGGCGCGCGGAGUGGGACUCUUUCCGUUUGGUCCAGCCCCGCGGUGCACGCAGUUCCCAACACUUCUCGUCAUCCUCUCUCUGCUCUCUUUAUUCUGCUGAGCGGUGCUGUUAGGAUUUCUUUCUCUCUCUCGCUCUCUCUCUUUUUUCCUACCUCCUCUUCCUCCCUUGACCACGCUCGCGAUGCCUUGUAGGAAAGCCAUUACUGAUUUUUCCCUGGGAGUACUGUUACUUAUUUUAAUUUCGCCAUUUUUAACUUAAGUUUUUGGAAAGCUUCACAAACGUUUAAGGUGGUCACACUUUGGACUCAGGCAAAUCCUUAUGGAGCUGGAAGACUAAUACAUUGUGAAGACACCUACCCUGGCCAUACUUUGUUUUAAAGGGAUAAAAGUGAUGGAUGGGACUCUGCUUCCCUUGGCUUUCAAUGGCCCACCCUUUUUCCUGUUCAAUUACCUGGAAGGAGCAGCUUCUGAAACACUCUUCUGUUUACAAGAAGAUCUCUAGCACUAUCCAGCAGGAGGUGCUACAACAAGUUAAAGGGGAGCUCUUAAUUUUAAGGGUUUUAUUGAAGUUCUCUUCUUAUUGAAGUUCUCUUAGCUCAGCUAAGCAACAGGAGUAACGUUCCAGGAAGAUUUUGAGGGACUAGAGAGCUGAAGGAGAGCCAGAUUCUCCAGAAUUGGACUUCUCAGAACCUUUAAUAUGCUAAUGUGCAUUGUGAAUCUCCAAGAUGGGGAUAUGAUAUGCAGCAUUCUUGAAUACUUCUAAUGACAGGGAGCCCACUACCUCAUAAGCUGCAGCAACGAGAGGAGCUUGUAAUUUUAAACGGAGGCUGAAGACACUGUAGAAUUAGCAGACAUACCAGAGCGUGGAGAAGGCAGAGGAUGGAGUUGCAGACUCUACAGGAGGCUCUUAAAGUGGAAAUUCAGGUUCACCAGAAAUUGGUUGCUCAAAUGAAGCAGGAUCCGCAGAUAUUUUUUCUUUCCAAUCAGAAUGCUGACUUAAAGAAACAGCUUCAUGAACUCCAAGCCAAAAUCACAGCUUUGAGUGAGAAACAGAAAAGAGUAGUUGAACAGCUGCGGAAGAACCUGAUAGUCAAGCAGGAGCAGCCAGACAAGUUCCAGAUACAGCCAUUGUCACAGUCUGAGAACAAGCUACAAACAGCACAGCAGCAGCCACUCCAGCCACUGCAGCAGCAGCAACAACAGCAACAGCAGCAGCAGCAGCAGCCGCCGCCACCACCGUCGCAGCAGCAGCAGCAGCAGCAGCAGCAGCAGCCACAGCACGCCCAGCAGUCAGCGGCACCGCCUAGUCUGACUGCAUCACAGAAGACUGUAACUACAGCUUCUAUGAUUACCACAAAGACACUACCUCUCGUCUUGAAAGCAGCAACUGCGACCAUGCCUGCCUCUGUUGUGGGCCAGAGACCUACCAUUGCUAUGGUGACCGCCAUCAACAGCCAGAAGGCUGUGCUCAGCACUGAUGUGCAGAACACACCAGUCAACCUCCAGACGUCUAGUAAGGUCACUGGGCCUGGGGCAGAGGCUGUCCAAAUUGUGGCAAAAAACACAGUCACUCUGCAGGUUCAAGCAACACCUCCUCAGCCCAUCAAAGUACCACAGUUUAUCCCUCCUCCUAGACUUACUCCACGUCCAAACUUUCUUCCACAGGUUCGACCCAAGCCUGUGGCCCAGAAUAACAUUCCUAUCGCUCCAGCGCCUCCUCCCAUGCUUGCAGCUCCUCAGCUUAUCCAGAGGCCUGUCAUGCUGACCAAGUUUACACCCACAACCCUCCCCACGUCCCAGAAUUCCAUCCAUCCUGUCCGUGUUGUCAAUGGACAGACCGCAACCAUAGCCAAAACGUUCCCCAUGGCCCAGCUCACCAGCAUUGUCAUAGCUACUCCAGGGACCAGACUCGCUGGACCUCAGACUGUACAGCUUAGCAAACCAAGCCUGGAGAAACAGACAGUUAAAUCCCACACAGAAACAGAGGAGAAACAAGCAGAGAGCCGUACUGUCACCCCACCUGCUGCACCAAAACCAAAACGAGAAGAGAACCCUCAGAAACUUGCCUUCAUGGUGUCUCUAGGGUUGGUAACACAUGACCAUCUAGAAGAAAUCCAAAGCAAGAGGCAGGAGCGAAAGAGAAGAACAACAGCAAACCCGGUGUACAGUGGGGCCGUCUUUGAGCCAGAGCGGAAGAAGAGUGCAGUCACUUACCUUAACAGCACAAUGCAUCCCGGGACGCGGAAGAGAGGUCGUCCUCCAAAAUACAAUGCAGUGCUGGGGUUUGGAGCCCUUACCCCAACAUCCCCCCCAUCCAGUCAUCCCGACUCCCCUGAAAAUGAAAAGACAGAGACCACAUUCACUUUCCCUGCACCUGUUCAGCCUGUGUCUUUGCCCAGCCCCACCUCCACAGACGGUGAUAUCCAUGAGGAUUUUUGCAGCGUUUGCAGAAAGAGUGGCCAGUUGCUGAUGUGUGACACCUGUUCCCGUGUGUAUCAUCUGGACUGCUUAGAGCCACCCCUGAAAACAAUUCCUAAGGGCAUGUGGAUCUGUCCCAGGUGUCAGGACCAGAUGCUGAAGAAGGAAGAAGCAAUUCCAUGGCCUGGAACCUUAGCCAUUGUUCAUUCCUAUAUCGCCUACAAAGCAGCAAAAGAAGAAGAGAAACAGAAGCUACUUAAGUGGAGUUCAGAUUUAAAACAGGAGCGGGAACAACUGGAGCAGAAGGUGAAAGAGCUCAGCAGUUCUAUAAGUAAAUGUAUGGAGAUGAAGAACACCAUCCUGGCACGGCAGAAGGAGAUGCGCAGCUCCCUGGACAAGGUGAAACAGCUCAUCCGCCUCAUCCACGGCAUCGACCUCUCCAAGCCUGUAGACUCUGAGGCCACUGUGGGGGCCCUCUCCAAUGGCCCAGACUGCACACCCCCUGCCAACACCGCCGCCACACCUGCCCCUUCCCCCUCCUCGCAGAGCUGUACAGUGAACUGUAACCAAGGGGAAGAGACUAAAUAACAGCCCUCGAGGAGAUGCCACAGUCCUGGUGGCAAGGAGACUCUAGAAGAGCAAAGCCGGAUUUCUUCUGGAAAGUACAGAGUUCUUUUGGUUCUUUGGUUCCAGAGAGAGAGAAGAUGCUUGUGCCAGGUGGCACCCGAGUUUGCCAAUUGAUUCUUGUUAUUCUGUGUGUACAUGCAAAGACUGGACCAUGUUACAUGAAAUAGUGCCAGCUGGAGGUUCUUUGCCAGCACCAUGCCAAGUGACAUAAUAUAUUACUCUCUCUAUUAUACACCAGUGUGUGCCUGCAGCAGCCUCCACAGCCACGGUGGGUUCGUUUUUGUUUUGUUGGGUGGGGAGCAGGGAUGGGCGGAGGGAGGAGAGCAGGUUUCAGAUCCUUACUUGGAGCCGUUUGUUUAGGUAGAAAAGACAAGUCCAAAGAGUGUGUGGGCUUUCCUAUUCCUAAACUUUUCACUACCAUAAAACCAAAAAAUGGAAAAAAAAAAAAAAAGAAAAAUAAGGAAAUAGAGAUUUAACUAACCCAGUGCCCAGAAGAGGGACGGGAAGGGCUGGGAGGGGGCAAGGGUGGGAAAGUAUAUGACAUAAGCAGUAUUUAAUGUUCCUGGAGGGGCCUAGUGCCCCAGAGCCCUGGCCCCGCCCCAGCUCACCCCGCCCACAGCCUCCUGCAGCCCCUCCCCUCUGCUUGGUGUAGUGCACAGCCCCAGGUGGUUUCCCUGACUGGCUAAGCCAGGAAGGGAGGGUGCAAGGGGUCCAGAGGGAGGAAGGCGGAUCAGAGGUUUUACUUGAAAACAAGCUCCAUCCCUUUUCUAUAUUUAUAAGAAGAGAAGGUUCUGAGCAGAGCAGCACGGCCCAGGUGUGUGAAUGGAGACGACCCUUUUCUCUUCUUCAAGUUUAUUUUUGUUUCUGUUCUUGUUUUGUUUAAGCAAAAUUUUGUUUUGUUGUUUAUUUUACCUUUUUUUGUAACAAGAACUAAAAUAAGGAAUAGAAAGGCUGUUUUUCAGGCUGACGGUCCUGUUGAGGGUAGCGAGACCUUGCAUGAUAGAGUAGGCGUCCUAGUGUCAAGUGAGGUCGGUGAGUCUGUGUGCGUCCUGUGUCAUCAGUCAGGCACUGUUCUGGUUGUUUUGUUUUGUUUUGUUUAUUUUCUGGUUUUGUUUUCUGGUUUUGUUUUUUGUUUUUUUUCAUGCAAGGGCAAAAAAAAAUCUUUGUACCUGGGGAAACAACAACUUUUUUUUUAAUUAAAAAGGAAAAUAAAAGAUAUUGAGGUCUUCCUAGUGUUACUUAAAUUAAGAUCAAGGUAAGAAACAUUGUAAAAAUUACAAAAGUGCUAUUUGUUUCCUAAAAACAGUGAUUUUUAUUAAAAAGGUGUCAGAACUGGAGAAAAUGCUGUGUAGUUACAGUUUUUGAGCACAGAGCCUACUGAUCCUGAUGACAUUUUGCUGUGUUGUGUCUCUAGACUGGUGCGCCAGUCUCCUGAAGGGCCGGGUCCUCCCACCUCCUCCCUCCUCAGACUUGCCGUCUCCUUGGUACUGGGAUCUCAUCUCCUGUGUUUGAAGCCAAAAUGCAAUGUGCAUACAUAUCGGGGUUCCCACGGUCCCAGACCUUGCUAGAAGGCAAGCUGGUGCCCACCUCCACUUUCCCUCGGUGCUGGCCUGUCUCACAGCCACCAGCAUUACCAAUGCCUCGGGGGCUCCAGGCAACUGGCCGGUGAGUCGCCUCACUGCCUGUAUACUUGGCCUCCGGGAGGGUAUAGGGUGCAGGCUGGCUGCAGCAGGGGAGAUGCCUUGAGGGUCCAUAUGUUUCUGAGAGCUCAGGUGGUCUUCAAGUCCAUCUUGUGUUGAAGAGAGAGGUCUGAAGCUCUAGCAGGCCUCUGCCUGCCAGCCCAAGGUCAGAGUUCACACCCGGUCCCUCCCUCCCAUGCUUCCUGGAGGUCCCUGCGCUACACUCACAAUGCUUGCGCGUAUGGCCUAUUGUAGACUUUUCUUCUUGGAAAAACGGGGUUCUGAAAGGCUCUCUCCUUAUCUCCCCAGCAAUACCAUAGAGAAAGUAAGGCUAUGAACUGCGCGCUCCUCCCACUAGAAAUCUUUAUCUGUCACACGUCCUUGAGUGGAGGGACAGAGGCCUGGGCUCUGCCCCCAAGUCUGGAAGCAUCUCUCUGGAGCCCACUAGGCUCCCAAGUCUAGGAGGAGCAGGAAAGACCCCUUUGCUUCUUCCUUGCCCAGUUAGGUCCAGGGAAAAAAAGCUGGAUCCUGGCCGAAACUACAACAGACAAGAGGUGCUUGUGAGAUCAAGGCCCAUCCACACCAGCCACCCAUUCAUUUCCCAGGGUUUGAGAAGAGGGCAGAUAGUUUGGCCACAUGGGCCUCAGCUUCAGGCCUCUGGCUUUGGGUUGACUGACGGGAGCAGAGAAAACCCUCUUUUCUUAUUUAGGAACUAAGGUGCUGUCUAGUUAGCAGGCGUUGGAGAUGCCUGGACUAGUUGGAUCUUUGGCAGGAUCAGAGACCAGCUUCAGGCUGAUAUCCUGUCUCUGCUCCCCCAGCCUGCCAACCCCUGUUGGACUUGUCUGGGCCCGUAGGCUGGGGCUUGGUACACACUGCCUACCUGUGACGGGAAGAGGUUGACAAGCCAUCAACAAUCACUACAGGCCUUUGCUCCAGAAGAGCGCAGGAGCUGGGCAGCAGACUCCCAUCUUCUGAUGCUUGGAAACCAGCUGCCUUGAGUCCACUGGAGUGACAUGAAGAGUAUAGCCAGGCUCCAAGCCUCUACUGCGGGCCCCUCCCCUCCCGUCUACCUGCCCUUACCUCUGUCAGCAGAGCUUCUUUCUGUCCCCUUAGACCUGUGAGUACCUGGGACAUACACACAUGCUGCUCCCCCCCCCCCCCAGCUGUCUCUAAGCCCGCACCUUCCCUCCCUACCUGCAGUGUGUUGUUGCUCUUACAGACACAUGUGUAAGGCUCGCUAGUGUGGCAGUCACUUUGGAGGGCCUUGGACUGGGAGUCCCCUUGUCCCCCUGGUCAGGCUGGCAGGUCAGCACCAUUGCCUUUCUCCCUGAAGGCUCGUCUUUCUUUCUUUCUGAGCCACUGUCUUGUCUGCCUCCACUGAGCUCGACCAGUUCUCAUUUUUCCUUGCUUAUCUGGCUUUGGGAGGUAAGCCUGCUGCUGAUGGCACCCUUCAGGAAAGACUGGAAAGCAGUCCCUGAAUGGCUCUGCCUCAGUGGGGCCUUUGCCUCUGGCCAAUAACAACCACAGGCAGCCUCCUGCGAUUGGCAUCGUCUUAGGGCCCCCUCUGCUGCUGCUGCUGCUGCUGCUGCUGCUGCUGCUGCUGCUGCUGCUGCUGCUGCUGGUCUCAUGCCCAGCAGGCAGUGGUAAGGGUACAUGUGUGCCCAGCACUGCCUGAGUGACUGUUUCCAGCUGUCUGUCUACACCUACAGCUGCCUCUCUGCCACCUCUCUGAUGCUUCUGAUGCUCCCUCUUGGGGCUAUUGGAGCCUUGACUCUCACACCAGCCCCCCUCCUUGCUGCUCACAACCUUUAAAAGGCCUCUUCCCUUUAGGCCCUUCUUUGGUAUGGAUCUUAACUAAAGGGCUGAAUGCUUGAGGACACUGCUCCAGGGGCAGGACUAGGAUGGAGCAGUGGCCCUUUUCUGGACACUGAGUUCUCCAGACCCCAUGGCUUGUGUUGAAUGCAGGCCACUUUGCUCUGUGUAAAUGACUGUGGACCUUGCCCCGCCCCUCAUCCCAGUACCCCUGGCAGAAAACAGGAGUAUCUUUCUCAUCCUGCCUUCAGCUGGUGCUCCUGAUCAGCUCCUCCCAAGAAGGAAUUGGGUAACCCCCCGGGGAAGAUUCCUCUGGUCCUCUCCAGGGAAUGAAGAAUUUCACCUGGCAGCUGUGGCCCCUGCAUCCCUCUCCAGUGUUCUUGUGCUUAGCCCAGAGUGAGUUGCAGUCAGGUGGGUGGGCUGAGCAGACCGGAAGUGAGGGAGCUCCGCGCAUAGAGCCAGCCAGACCCAGUGCCGUCUGUGUCCGUGCCCUCUGUGAUUUCAGUCUUGGUAGAAUUUGUAUUUGGAGUUUUGUGCUUCAAAGUUUCUGUUUUGUUUGUUUGGUUUUUGUUUUGAGGGGGUGGGGGGUACAGAGCAGCCGAUCAAUUUGUAUUUAUUUAUUUUAACAUUUUACUAAAUAAAGCCAAAUAAAGCCUC